Xyrauchen texanus (razorback sucker) is the source of this 4885-nucleotide messenger RNA. Its product is annotated as NAD-dependent malic enzyme, mitochondrial-like. NCBI's taxonomy places the organism in Eukaryota, Metazoa, Chordata, Actinopteri, Cypriniformes, Catostomidae. Gene Ontology annotation, molecular function: NAD binding; malate dehydrogenase (decarboxylating) (NAD+) activity; malate dehydrogenase (decarboxylating) (NADP+) activity. The transcript has 15 exons. The coding region runs from base 156 to 1901 and encodes 581 amino acids. The record is from RefSeq and is a predicted model, not a curated record. Gene Ontology annotation, biological process: pyruvate metabolic process; malate metabolic process. Gene Ontology annotation, cellular component: mitochondrion.
UCAUUCUGUACUGGUCCUGGCACGCGAUAGUUCAUACAGAUAUAAUAUCAUCAGAUGUAUUCCAAAUAUAAUGUUUACCUGCUUAUUAUUGUGACUAACGGACUCACAGACGUUUAAGGCAAAGGGAAAGGGUGUGCUUCGAUAUCACUGCAGUCAUGCUGUCGAGACUAAGCACAAGCGUGAGGCCGUGUGUGAGUGUGUGUCGCUGGAUUCACACUAAAGAGAAGGGGAAACCACUCAUGCUCAACCCACGUACCAACAAGGGCAUGGCGUUCACUCUGAAGGAGCGACAGAUUUUGGGCAUUCAUGGCCUGUUGCCACCAAAGAUUGAGACCCAGGACACGCAGGCCAUCCGCUUCCAGAAGAACCUGAAGAAGAUGUCUGAUCCUCUGCAGAAAUACAUCUACCUGAUGGGGAUUCAGGAGAGGAACGAGCGUCUCUUCUACCGUGUGUUGAUGGAAGACAUCGAGGCUCUGAUGCCCAUCGUCUACACGCCCACUGUUGGCCUUGCAUGCACACAGUAUGGACACAUCUUCCGUCGGCCCAAAGGUCUGUUUAUCUCCAUUAAGAAUCAAGGACACAUUCGUUCCAUAUUGGAUAACUGGCCAGAAACCUCUGUUAAGGCUGUAGUUGUGACGGACGGUGAGCGUAUCUUGGGUCUAGGAGAUCUGGGAGUGUAUGGGAUGGGUAUUCCUGUUGGCAAGCUGUGUCUGUAUACUGCCUGUGCUGGAAUCCGACCUGAGAGUUGCCUACCGGUCUGCAUUGAUGUGGGCACUGAUAAUGAGACGUUACUAAGAGAUCCCUUCUACAUGGGUCUGUAUCAGCGGCGGGACCGCUCUCAGCGAUAUGAUGACCUCAUAGAUGAGUUUAUGGAUGCUGUGGUGGAUAAAUAUGGACAGGAUACACUUAUCCAGUUUGAGGACUUUGGAAAUCACAACGCUUUCCGCUUCUUGAAGAAAUACCGUGAGAAGUACUGCACCUUCAACGAUGAUAUCCAGGGCACUGCAUCUGUAGCUCUGGCAGGUCUACUGGCAGCUCAGCGUGUGGUGGGGAAGCCAGUAACUGAACAUAAAGUUUUGUUUCUGGGAGCUGGAGAGGCAGCUCUUGGGAUUGCUAACCUGAUUGUCAUGGCGAUGAUGGAGGCGGGGGUGUCUCAGACAGAUGCCAGAAAGAAGAUCUGGAUGUUUGACAAAUACGGUCUGCUAGUAAAGGGCAGAGCUUAUGAGACAGACAGUAAUCAGGAGGCUUUUGUCCAUGCUGAUCCAGGGGACGUGAAAAGCUUCUUAGAUGCCGUCAAUGUCAUUAAACCCACUGCGAUCAUUGGUGUGUCAGGAGCUGGCCGGCUCUUCACUCAUGAUGUCAUCAAAUUAAUGGGCAGCUUGAACGAACGACCAAUCAUCUUUGCGCUGAGUAACCCCACCGCCAAAGCAGAGUGCACCGCUGAAGAUGCUUACAGCCUCACACAGGGUCGGUGUUUGUUUGCCAGUGGCAGUCCAUUUGCCCCUGUGUCAUUGGAGGAUGGCAGAAUACUGACCCCUGGACAGGGCAACAAUGCUUAUAUAUUUCCAGGUGUUGCUCUGGCUGUAAUUCUCAGUGGAGUCAGACACAUCAGUGAUACGAUAUUCCUCGAAGCAGCAAAGACACUUGCAGAUCAGCUUACAGAUGAGGAUCUGAGUCAGGGCCGACUGUACCCCCCCCUUUCCAACAUCAGAGAGGUGUCUUUACAGAUGGCUGUGAAGGUGGUACAGUAUGUAUAUUCAAACGGAAUGGCAUUCAGAUACCCAGAGCCUAUGGAUAAGGACGCUUACGUUCGAUCAACUGUGUGGAACACCAACUACGAUUUGUUCCUUCCCGACAUGUACAACUGGCCCGGAGUAUCUCACAGCCCCAUAGUGGACUAGAUGAACACAUGAGAACAUACAAACAAGACAAGAGAGAAACGGAACAAAAAGAAGGAACUCUGAAGGAAGUUUUGAUGCUACAGAUUUAAGCACUCCAUGUUUCCCUGCUGCUUGUCUAUUUUAGUAUUUAUUCAUAUUUCUCACCCUUUAUUUAAAUGAUGUAAUCUUAGUUUACAGAUCUUAGUUAUAGUUGAGUUUACAGCUCAACUAGAACAUGUCCAGGUCACAUUUCAAUCCAAAAUAUGAAAAUGAAGACCUGUGGCGUUAGAGAGUGGCAUUAUUUGAAUGACAUUUAAGCCUCUCCUCACUAAAAUAUGCAUGCAUUAUGGCAGUAUUGCACAUUGUGUUACAGUAUGUUUUUGUUUUUGGACAGAAAUGUGCUUAUUGACAUGAAAAUAAUGCCUCAAUUGACUCUCAAUGAUUCUAAAAAUAGGCUUUAUUUUCUUUAAGCAAAAUGUAAUGUUUCUUUAGAUUUUGGGGUGAAAUGUGUUCCUGUGAUUCAAUCUUAUUGCUUAUUACAGCCAGUUGUCUUGUGUUUUUAAUAGUGUGCCUUGACACUCCAUAUACUCGUUGUGUUUCUGUUUCCUGUUAAAUCUGUCACUGUCGUUUAGUCUCUUAAAGGAUCCACCCCUUUAGUAGAGGAGGAGCUACAGGGAGCGAAGUUAAAGCGGAGGAGACAGCAGGUUAUAUUACACAGAAUCAUGUUGUUCUUGCAUUAUGUCAUAUAUCUCGGUCUCUGUGGUCGUGACUGAUCUGUAAUGGUUUUAGAGCAUUGACGAGCAUCAAAUAUUUACACACUUAUACCAGAUCGUGUCAUGUAACACUCUGUCAGCCAGUAAUUAUUGUGAAAUAAACCCUGACAGGGUCAUUUUGUGUCAAGUUUAUUUUACGAUAAUGACUUGCUGACUGUACUUUCUAAUUACACGGCAACUUACAAAAUCAAUAAAUAAAUGGACAAUAAAUAUUGAUUUGAGGUGAAAAUAUUAUGCGAGAACAGAGCGCAGGGCCAUAUGAAAAACAUGAAACUAGCACAGCUAUGUAGGAAAUCAGUAGCCUGCAAUACCGGCCAAUUGUACAAUUUGGCGGUCAAUAUCCAAACCAUAUUUGACAGCAGAAUAAGCGGACAUAACUUAGCAUUCCAUAAAGCUGUUUAGUGAUCGCUAGUCAAAGCUGAAGUACCAUGGAAAGUGCCCGCUUAGGUUAUUUUCACACUGGGCACGCUUGCUGCGGGCCGAAUCGGAGUGCGAUUGUUCCUGGUGCCCCCUACCGCAUUGGUCUGGUUUCAGGCUCGUGUAUGAUUCUGUCGAACCCUGGUUCUUUUACGUCAUCAACUUGCGUCAUCACAAACAUGCACAUGAUGUAAAGCACAAUGCGGGACGCUAUAUUUGUGUGUUUGUUAUUCAUUUUGUCAAGCACACCAGAGUGAACUACACUUGCGCCUCAUGCUGUAAUUCAGCAGCUGUAAAUGUCCAGGAGAAGGAGACUUUAUCUGAUGCUCACAAACAAUCUUUUUUGAGGACACAGCUGCUUGUGCACUCACUCGCAUAUAUAAAAGGCACCUCACAUUUUCUGUGUCCCGCAAGGUUUCCCUGCCACUCAUGAUGCACGAGUGUGUGUUUGUGUUUGUGCAACUGAUGAUGUCAUCAUGCUUAAAUCGGUAAAACGCAUGCGCAAGUCAUUUUACUUCCUGAACACGUGCAUCCCGAGGACAGGUGGCUUUCUCACUCAUGCAAACUGCGCAAGGGUCCCAGUGCAGCUGAACUCAGUAGUCUCUCGGGUUCGGUACCAUGGUGUGCUUCCCGGUCCGCAUGACAGCUUUCACAUUACCAACUUUUUAUAUGAACCGUGCUCUGUUUCGGACUAAACUGCCAGUGUGAACAAGUCAUCAUACAGUGUGUUACAUAUUUUACAUGCCAUUCUGUGUUCAGUAGCCAAAGAUCACCAUAGAAUCAAGUUUUUAGAUCAUGAUUAAAACUUUUGUGAAAUAGUCUUGUACUGAAAACUUGACUCUAAAAUGUACACUGUUGAUUUUCUACAAGCAGAAUAAAUCUAAAAUUUUUGCAAUAUAGUUUAUAUAUUACAAAAAUGCCAAAAGUGAUUGAAAUAAAUGUAAAAUGAGACAACCUUGGCCAAAGUUUCUUAACAUUUUAUUUUUUAUAAAAUUAUCAUACUCUGUUUGUAUUCAGAAUAUAGCUUUCCCCCCUUGAGGGGGAUCUUUAGUGCUGUUGUACACCAAUCAAGAAUGUAUGCAUUUUUAAUGCUUUUCAAUAAUGACCCGAAGGACCAAAGGAGGGUUACCCUCUUAAACCCGGAGCGACUCUAUACCGGGCCACAGGGGGGCGCUAAGCACACUUUUUUUAUUAUUAUUAUGGUAUCAUUAACAGUGGCUGUUCUAACUUGUAUGUCGCCCUGGGCAAACCCCCUUUAGCACCCCUCCUGAAGGGGGGUUCCGUGCCACCCCCGUCAAGAUGCUGCCCAUGUCACCCGUACCUAAAUCCGCCACUGAUUAUUCAACAGCCCCUUGCUUAAUCUGCACAAAUUAGGUGCCGUUUUAAAGCUUAGACUCUUAUAUUUACAAUGACUAUAUCUGACCAAUUCUAAAAUACUGAUUUAAAAUUUGCAAGACCUGUAACAAGAUAACACAGCCAUUUGUUACAUAUCAUUGGAAAGGUCUUGAUGAGUAGAAUAUAAUGAGCAAAUGUGUUUCAUUUGCAUUUGCAUUUAUACAUUUGGCAGACGCUUUUAUCCAAAGUGACUUACAGAGCCGUUAUUACAGGGACAAUCCCCCCGGAGCAACCUGGAGUUAAGUGCCUUGCUCAAGGACACAGUGGUGGUGGCUGUGGGGAUCGAACCAGAGACCUUCUGAUUAACAGUUAUGCGCUUUAGCCCACUACACCACCACCACUCCACACAGUGAGUGUGGAGACUCUCUGAGGAGAGGUAUAAAGUCAAGCCGGAUGCGGCAGUUCGGGAGAGAGAGAGCC